Messenger RNA from Prosopis cineraria, 803 nucleotides. RefSeq names its product actin-depolymerizing factor 7-like. Gene Ontology annotation, cellular component: cytoplasm; actin cytoskeleton. The transcript has 3 exons. The record is from RefSeq and is a predicted model, not a curated record. NCBI's taxonomy places the organism in Eukaryota, Viridiplantae, Streptophyta, Magnoliopsida, Fabales, Fabaceae. The coding region runs from base 87 to 500 and encodes 137 amino acids. Gene Ontology annotation, biological process: actin filament depolymerization. Gene Ontology annotation, molecular function: actin filament binding.
CUCUCUCUCUCUCUCUCUCUCUCUCUCUCUGAAUUUCAUUGAUUCCUCGUCAUUUCUCGUUUGCUCUCUUUAUCAUUGGCGACAUCAUGGCGAACGCAGCAUCAGGAAUGAAUGUGCAUGAUGAGUGUAAACUCAAGUUCUUGGAACUAAAGGCGAAGAGAAACUAUCGUUUCAUUGUAUUUAAGAUUGAGAAUCAAGAAGUGGUUGUGGAUAAACUUGGAGGCCCCACACAAACCUAUGAGGACUUCACUGCUUCUCUUCCACCUACUGAGUGUCGAUACGCUGUCUUUGAUUUUGAUUUCACUACGGAUGAGAAUUGCCAGAAAAGCAAGAUUUUCUUCAUUGCGUGGGCCCCUGAUGCAUCCAAAGUAAGGCAAAAAAUGGUGUAUGCAAGUUCAAAGGACAGAUUCAAGAGGGAACUUUAUGGCAUUCAGGUUGAAUUGCAAGCUACGGAUCCUAGUGAAAUGAGUUUGGAUAUCGUCAAAGCUAGGGCAAUUUAGUAGUAUUUCUCAUAUUAGUUAUAUUAUUCAUGUUUCAAUCUUAAUUAUUUCCCAAAACAACUGUUUUUCAUUUAAUUUCUUUAUUGUUGAAUGGUCAAUAUUUUAUAUAGUUUGUAGCUUAAUGUAUUUCUACUAAACAAUGUUUCAUGCAUUUGCGAGUUUUUUCCUUGGAUUCUUGAUUGCAUACAAAAUAUUCUGCAGUGAAACAUGCAAGUGGAUUUCCCAUCGUCCCCCUUUUAUGGGCGGAAAAAGAAACAUUUCGCAUUUUUAAUUUUUUUUUAGUAUUAUACACAUGUCACAUAC